AAACAUCAUCAAGUCAGUGAAUCUGUAACACUACCUUAGGUAGAAAAUUCAAUGGAUACAUUAAGCACAGUUUCCCACUGCACGCCUGGAUUGUAAUUCUUAUCCCAUCACAGCCCAACAGAACACCACACAUCAAUGGACAACGAGGACGUUCAGAUACGCACAAGAACUCCGGCUUUCCUUCCCUCGAUAUCUAAUGACUUCCUAUCUGGGUUGCGUCUCUGCGUUGGCUCCGACCUAGGUCGGAUUUCCAGGCAACACCACGGGGAGGUGCAGAGUCCGACUUCGUCGCCCGACCCCGAAGGGCCCCCGUUUCACCCCGGGACGGGUCCUAUAUAUCGCUACCUGACCCCGAAGGGGCCCCGUAUUAGUACCCCAGGACGGGUGUCUGCUUUACCCCAGGACCGGGUGUCUGCUUUGCCCCAGCACCGGGCCGCAAAGAAAACAAAUGCCAGGACAGAGCCUGAAGACGCCUAAAAUCCCAUUGUAGCGUGGUAUAAGAUCAAGGCAAAAGCCUGAAAGCGCCAUCCCAAUCCAGCGCAGUCAAAAUGUCAAGUCCAGUGUAUGAAAACCCCCCCAAAAAUCGUAAG
Messenger RNA from Ilyonectria robusta, 590 nucleotides. RefSeq lists its product as uncharacterized. The record is from RefSeq and is a predicted model, not a curated record. NCBI's taxonomy places the organism in Eukaryota, Fungi, Ascomycota, Sordariomycetes, Hypocreales, Nectriaceae. The transcript has a single exon. Bases 136 to 477 code for a protein of 113 amino acids.